AUGAGCAUGGAAAUGUGCCUCAAUUUUAUUUUGGCCAUUUUGAUAAGUGCAUUAUCUGGAGCUUUGGCCACACCAGGAACUGCCACUUUCUAUACAAAUUAUGUUCCUUCAGCAUGUUAUGGCAGCGAAGGCGAAGGAGUGAUGAUAGCUGCAGCAAGUGAUCCAUUGUGGGAAAACGGAGCAAUAUGCGGUAAGACAUUUAAGGUAACAUGUACUGGGCCGACAAAUCCGGUCCCUCAUCCGUGCACUGGGAAAAGUGUAGUUGUGAGAAUUGUGGAUCACUGUCCGGGCUGUGGUGGAACCCUAGAUCUUUCCAACGAAGCUUUUGCCACUAUUGCCAACCCUGUCGCCGGGAUAAUCAAAAUCGACUACACACCGUAA
This is a messenger RNA of Andrographis paniculata, 381 nucleotides long. RefSeq names its product putative EG45-like domain containing protein 1. Gene Ontology annotation, cellular component: cell wall; apoplast. NCBI's taxonomy places the organism in Eukaryota, Viridiplantae, Streptophyta, Magnoliopsida, Lamiales, Acanthaceae. The record is from RefSeq and is a predicted model, not a curated record. Gene Ontology annotation, biological process: systemic acquired resistance. The transcript has 2 exons. The coding region runs from base 1 to 381 and encodes 126 amino acids.